UUGCAUCCUCUCCAACCACUUGGACACCCUCAGCUUCUACAGAAGAAGGGCCACAAGAGUCAACAAAAUGAAGGCUCUGCUGUGCAGUCUUAUCCUUGGUCUGCUUGUUGCCAGUCAAGGUGAUGCUCAGAUAGACGCCUCUCAGUUCACAGGAAGAUGGUUAACCCAUUACAUUGCAGCUGAUAACGUAGAGAAGAUCACCGAGGGCGUGCCAUUUCACAUUUUCAUGCGUUACAUUGAGUUUGAUGAAGAAAAUGGCACGGUACAUUUCCACUUUUAUAUCAAGAAGAAUGGACAAUGCAUAGAAAAAUAUACCUCAGGCCUAAAGGAAGAAACCCAUUAUGCUAUUGACUACGCGGGUCACAAUGAAUUUCAACUCAUUAGUGGGGACAAGGACUAUCUCAUAGCACGUGAUCUCAACGUGGAUGCAGAUGGCAAGGAGACAGAACUGGUGGGAUUAUUUGGCGCAGGAAAUAAUGUUGAUCCAAAGCACGAAGAGGAGUUCAGAAAUGCAGUGAGAGAAAGAGGGAUUCCAGAAGAAAAUAUCCGGAAUUUCAUCGAUAAUGAUGACUGUCCAGAGGAGUGAAAACCAGUGACUCUGAUAUUUUAAAGAGUCACCGAGACCAGACACGUCCUCGUCUCCGUGGAAUCAAGAUCAACGACAUGAAGACGACUUUCCUGGUUCCUGAUUAACAUGAUCCUGCUCUCUUCACGCUCACAAUCCCUCUCCCAUCUCAUCUCUCCUUCUCAUUAAAUCAUGUCCUCACUGGUGUUAUUUGAUUGCGGAGGGUUUAAAUAAAUUGAUUUAAUAUCUGCCCUGCAUAUG
Molecule: messenger RNA, 826 nt
Organism: Capra hircus (goat)
Lineage: Eukaryota; Metazoa; Chordata; Mammalia; Artiodactyla; Bovidae
Product: odorant-binding protein-like
Exons: 7
Coding region: 68-586 (172 amino acids)
Molecular function (GO): odorant binding; small molecule binding
Source: RefSeq, a predicted model, not a curated record